UUGCGCACGACGACAAAAAAGAUACCCGCGAGCUGCGCGUGCUUGUGUGCUUUCCGCGUGUAGCUUCAAAUCUGAAGUAGCGUCUAGCGUUGAAGGUUCUUCAGAGAAACUUUGAGAUAAUAAGACUGGCAAGAGAUUUUUUACCGUGAAGGGCAGUCGGCAUCGAUGAGCUGAUCGAGAGACAAGAGAACAGGAUGCAACAGGGCGUCGAGCGAUGAAGCGUCGCAAACUCGCCGUUGCAGACGCCUAGUCGUUCUCACAGGAAACAAGGGAAAUAAGCGCCUCUCCUUCGUCCGGUCGAUCAGCAAAAAUACGGCGCUGCGAUGAGCUCGACGACGGAUACGCUGGGCAGCACGAGCGAGCCCAGGGACACGGCCGAGGCCCGCAGGAAGCUCGUCAACACCAGCCUCCUUUCCCUCAAGUGCCUGCUCUUCUUCUUCUUCGGCGGAAUGGGCUGUCUGCUGCCCUUCCUCCCUCUUCACAUGCUGGCGGUGGGUCUGAGCGCCGCCGAGAUCCGCACGAUAUCGAUGAUCUCGCCCGCGGUCGCGAUCCUGGGGCCGCUGAUCGCAGGACCGCUGGCCGACCGGGCGGCGUUGGCGACACACCGAGCGGGCCCCGACAAGCCGACGCCGAUCGGUGACCGGCCGAGCAACGGCAGAUACCUCCGAGUGAUGAUUGCCGUCUGCUGCGUGUUCUCGGUGCUGUUCUACUCGCUUCUGCUGCUCGUGCCGGCGGUCAAGAGGAUCGACCUGCCGCACGAGCUGCAGCCCGCCGUCAAGUUCUCGUGCGACGAGCGCGGCGCCGUGGUCCACCAGGAAAGGUGCCGCAACGCCAUCGGCUGUCACCGUUGGACGAACGAGGACCAGCUGGGCACGCUGCGUCUGGACGGCUGCCGCUACGCAUGCCGCGAUGCCCAGAGAGCCAGGCAGGCGCCCGCGAGCGGCCUGCAAGCCGACGAGCCCGCGAGCGUGGUGCCGCUGCGGCUCGCCGCGGAGGGCGCCGCGGAGGGCGCCGCGGAGGGCGCCGCGGGCGGCGACCAGCUGCCGGGCGUGGUGCCGUUGGGCGGACUGGCGACCGCGGGCCCGCCGACCACGGGGGCCGACGUGCUCCGAGCAGCCAGGGCAGGUGCGAGCACGGAGGCGCCGCUGAGCGAGGCCCCGCACGUCUGCUACAAGGACCCGCGCGGACGCAAGAUCUGCCACGUGUUCUCGAGCGGCGCGGCGACGCCCGGCGGCCUGGCCGUGCGGGCGAGUCUGCGGCAGGCUGUGAACGCCGAGGACGCGGCCGACUGGUGCGCCUACCCCGUGGCGCAGUACAUGCAGUGCCGGAUACCGACGCGCGUUCGCGGCGCGGCGGCCAACCGGAGCUGCGCGGUCGAGUGCUCGCUGAGGGCGCCCUACGACGCGGACCCGGGUGAGUGGCCUGUACUCGUCGCGAGGGGGGGUUGCUGCCUCCGGCUGUAACGAGCAUCCAUCUCACGCGCAGCGCCGGACCAGCUGCUCGCCGAGAGCCAGUGCAGGCAGCUGAUCGGCAACGAGCAGCUGACCUUUUGGAUGUAUCUGGCGAUCCGCUCGCUGGCCGACAUCUUCCCGAGCGCCGCGCUGGCACUCGUCGACGCCGCCGUCGUGAUCGCCACGCGCGAGAGCUCUGCCGGACGCGGCGACGUCGGCCGCCAACUGGCCUUCGGCUCGCUGGGCCUGGCUCUGUUCGGGCCGCUGUCCGGCUACCUGACCACGCUCCUCGGGUCGCAGCCGGCGUACUACGCGCCGUUGGCGCUGCACGGGCUGCUGGCGCUGCUCGCCGCCUGCGUCGCGCUCUCGGCCGACUCGAUGCCGCUCGGCCCGCCCGAGUGGUGGUGGCACACGAGGAGCGGCAUGCUGGCGUUGCCGAUGAGCUCGGUGAGGAAGUAUCGCGGUGAGACCGCCGCACUGUUCCUCGUGCUCGUCGUCAUGGGCGCCUUUUGGGGCGCCAUGGACACCUAUCUGCCCAUACAUUUGGCGCAGCUGGGUAGCGACGAGCUCGCGAUUGGACUGGCGCUGACGUUCGGCGCCUUGCCCGCGUUGCUGUUUCUCUGGAAGUCGGAGCACCUCGUCGAUUACUGCGGCCACAGCAAUCUUCUCAUCACUGCCUUCAUUAUUUAUAUCGUCAGGUUCGUCGCAUUGAGUCUCGCACCGGAUGUCUGGUGGGCCUUGAUCUCCGAAUCGCUGGAACUUUUCACUCUUGGUGUGAUGUGGGUCACCGCGAUCCUCUACUUCCGUCACUUGAUUUCGCGACAAAUGACGGCCACCGGUCAAGCGUUUCCGGUCAUCGCUCACUUUUGCCUUGGCCGAGCAAUUGGAGCUGUGAUUGGUGCUUGCGUUGACAAAAUCAAAAGUGACAAUGAAGUCGAUGCUAUGAGAUGGAUCUACAGGUACAUGGCAGCAGCCGCAGCUGUGAUGGCUACCUUGUACUUUGCCAUUUAUCAUGGUCUUCUCAAGCCCAGAUGUCACACACAGACUGUGCAGGGUAGCCACAGACAACCGCCUACCAUUGUUCAAGCGAUAAAUGGCAAUGGCAAUUAUACGCCGCUAAGAAUCUACCACAAUGGUAUGGGUCGAAAAGGGCAAUUCCGAUAUUGAAGAAACGAAUUAACAUUCAAUAACAGUAAUUCGACGCUUCUUGCAUUUAUAUCACACAUACGGAAAUUUAUUUUUUUAUAACUACUAGAACUGAAAAUUUCUGUCAUUUCCAUAUCAUUCGUUAACGCGUUAUGUUGCCCAGUGAGUGAUCUUCAUCUUUUUUUAGACGUUUAAUAUAUUUAAUAUAUUAUAUUGUAAAUGUAUGAAUGAAUAAAUAUUGAAAAUAAUUGUAACAGAUUUUAUUUUAUUUUUACAAAGCUUUCUAAAAAAUGCCAAUGAAUCGAUGAUAGUUGCAUCAAGAAUCUGAUUUGAUGAUACUUCUUUUCUCUACCUAAGAGUUUUAGGUACAUAUGCAAUGUGAACGUUUAAACUACAGAUCUAUGAGUCUAAUUUUUCAUUUCUCAAAUGAAGAAUAUUAAAAUUCUCUUUAGGCAUUAUCUUACUCUGUUAGUGAUCAUUUUUAAGAGACAUAUCUAGACAACGUUAAAAAAAAUCUCACCUAUUUACAAACGACAAUAGCAUUGAUCCUCGCGGAAAAGGAAAACGCCUGCGUUAUAAAAAUGUAAAAUAUUCAGACUUUUGAAAAGUUAUAUUAGGUCAUUUCAGAAUAUACACGGAUUUGUACACUGCUUCAAUAGCAAACAUGGAGUAAUUGAAGAUAUAAAAUUUAAGAAUUAUCUUCAAUAAAGUCGGGUUCGUUUCGUACAAAUGUCGAUUCUGACACGACUUAAUUUUAUACGAAUUAAAAUAUUUUGUUUAUUUAACAUAAUAAUGGCUUUUCAGUUGAACAGAAAACAUAUAAUUAUAUUCAUUAGAAAAGAAGAUACUACCGAAUGUGUAAACUUUCUACAGAAAAU
Messenger RNA from Phymastichus coffea, 3475 nucleotides. RefSeq lists its product as uncharacterized. Gene Ontology annotation, cellular component: membrane. NCBI's taxonomy places the organism in Eukaryota, Metazoa, Arthropoda, Insecta, Hymenoptera, Eulophidae. The record is from RefSeq and is a predicted model, not a curated record. The transcript is spliced from 10 exons.